Spodoptera littoralis (African cotton leafworm) is the source of this 2526-nucleotide messenger RNA. NCBI's taxonomy places the organism in Eukaryota, Metazoa, Arthropoda, Insecta, Lepidoptera, Noctuidae. The record is from the annotation of a GenBank genome assembly.
AUGCAAUUUAUUGUAAAACGUUAUAUUAUUAUGCCUACUGGGCGUGCUGUCCUGCUGUUGCGGCGUCUUUCGACGGGUGAUAAUAGGUUCAAAAGUCUUAAUUUGAAUCAAAAUAGUACGAAGGAGCCGUUGGUUGGAAACCCGGUGUGCACUCACCGAGAUUUGGUCAUACCAAAAAGGUUGUCAACAUUUGGACCAAAUAAUAUUGCAGUCCCACAACUAACAAGGAGUUUCAGUGACAAUAAGAUCAUAAUGGCAACAUCUAAUGCGGAUAUGCCACCUACUGAACAACCAAAGUAUACAAAUCGCUUAAUUUCGGAGAAAUCUCCCUAUCUCCUGCAACAUGCUCAUAAUCCUGUUCAAUGGUACCCAUGGUGCCAGGAGGCUAUUGAUAAAGCCAAAAAAGAAAACAAGCUUAUAUUCCUAUCUGUAGGAUAUUCUACUUGCCACUGGUGCCAUGUUAUGGAGAAAGAAUCUUUUGAAAAUGAAGAUGUAGCAAAGGUAAUGAAUGAGCACUUCAUUAACAUUAAAGUAGACCGUGAAGAAAGACCUGAUAUUGAUCGUGUCUACAUGUUGUUCAUACUGGCGACGAGCGGCGGCGGUGGGUGGCCGAUGUCUGUCUUCCUUACUCCAGAUUUACGGCCCGUCACUGGAGGCACUUACUUCCCUCCUGAAGAUCGAUGGGGAAGGCCAGGUUUUAAAACAAUUCUUCUAUCAUUGGCCAAUAAAUGGAAAGAAAAUCAGGAACAAUUCAUGGAAGCUAGCGUGAACAUCAUGCAAGCACUGCAAAAAAUAUCUUUAGUAGACUCUGAAAGUUCUAAUAACUCUAUUCCUGGAGAGGCAACUUGGGAAAAGUGUGUUCGCAGGUACAUCAAUAAUUAUUAUGAACCAGAAUUCGGCGGAUUUGGAUCAGCACCGAAAUUUCCACAAGCUUCCAUUUUCAAUUUUUUGUUCCAUUAUUAUGCACGCGACAAAAACAAUGCUGAGGGUAAAAAAUGCUUGGAUAUGUGCUUGCACACUUUAACUAAAAUUGCAAAGGGUGGCAUUCACGACCACAUAUCUAGUGGUUUUGCCAGAUACUCUGUUGAUAAUGAUUGGCACGUGCCUCACUUCGAAAAAAUGCUUUAUGAUCAGGCGCAGCUGACGGUUGCUUACACAGACGCGUACCUCGCGACAAAAGAUGAUUUCUUCGCUGAUGUUGUCCGGGAUAUCAUAAAAUAUGUAAACAGAGAUCUGCGACACCCGUCAGGUGGGUAUUACAGUGCUGAAGAUGCUGACUCUUACCCUGAAGUAGGAGCCCCUCAUAAGAAAGAAGGAGCAUUUUGCACUUGGCAGUAUAAGGAACUGAAAUCUCUUCUCGAACAUAAAAAAGUGAAUGAUUCACUUUCAUAUUUAGAUGUAUUCUGCGACUACUUUAGUGUAGAAGCUGAUGGAAAUGUUUCUCCUGAAAGUGAUCCUCAUGGUGAACUUACCAAUCAGAAUGUAUUAAUUAUUUAUGGCAGUAAGCAAGAGACAGCAGAGAAGUUUAAACUGUCAAUGGAGCAGUUCGAUCAAGUUAUAACUGAUUGUGUUCAGAUAUUGUACGAAGUACGUCAAAAGAGGCCCCGUCCGCAUUUAGACACAAAGAUGUUGUGUUCUUGGAAUGGUUUGAUGAUCUCUGGUUUAGCACAAGCUGGCCAGGGACUAGGAGAGAAACAAUUCGUGGAGGAUGCAAUCAAAACGGCAGAAUUCAUUCAACAACAUUUGUACGACGAGACGAAUCAAAUUUUAUUACAUUCUUGCUAUAGAGCCGAAGAUGGAACAAUCGCUCAAACUGAGGAACCAAUAAAGGGAUUCUUGGACGACUAUGCUUUCUUGAUUAAGGGUCUGUUGGACUUAUAUGAAGCGUCAUUGGACUACCGUUGGCUGAAGUGGGCGCGCGACUUGCAACAGAAACAGAACGAGCUGUUCUGGGACCCUGUCAAUGGUGGUUACUACACCUGUUCUACGGACGACGCCAGUGUGGUGUUACGGCUCAAAGAGGAUCAAGAUGGCGCUGAACCCUCAGGCAACAGCGUGGCCUGCCACAACUUGCAACGUUUGGCAGCCUACGCAGACAAGAGCGCGGCUCCCGAGGGCGGGGAUGGCGAGAGAGAGAUGGCCAUGAAACUGCUCAAAGCAUUCUCCAAGAGACUCAACGAUGCCCCCACUUCUCUGCCAGAAAUGAUGUCUGCCCUCAUGUUCUAUAACGACUCUCCUACUCAGGUGCUGAUAGCAGGUGGUUGUUCGGACCCGCGCACGUUGGAGUUGGUCCGCGUGGUCCGGUCGCGCCUGUUGCCGGGCCGCGUGCUGGCCGUCGCCGACCCGGCCGCUGAGUCCCCCGCCGGUAUGUCCGACAUACUACUGAGCCGUAUCCGGUCUGUGGGUGACGUCCCGACGGCGUACGUGUGCCGUCGCUACGCGUGCUCUCUGCCCGUCACCGACGUCAAGCAGCUCGAGAACUUACUCGACGAGACGCCCGCCGCGCCCUCUCUCAACACUAAAUGA